Molecule: messenger RNA, 1364 nt
Organism: Saimiri boliviensis boliviensis (Bolivian squirrel monkey)
Lineage: Eukaryota; Metazoa; Chordata; Mammalia; Primates; Cebidae
Gene: EIF3F
Product: eukaryotic translation initiation factor 3 subunit F
Biological process (GO): translational initiation
Cellular component (GO): eukaryotic translation initiation factor 3 complex, eIF3m
Molecular function (GO): translation initiation factor activity; translation initiation factor binding; metallopeptidase activity
Source: RefSeq, a predicted model, not a curated record
CGGGACCAUUUUAGUGCUCCGGCAGUAACAACAGUAACCAAUAAACAAAAAGGUCUAGUUCACGUGAUGUAUAUUCAGCCUAUCAAGCUCCUGAUAUUCCUGAAGCCCUCAUUUCCGCUCUUGUCGCCUUCUUUCUCGACAAGAUGGCCACGCCGGCGGUAUCAGCAAGUGCUCCUCCUGCCACGCCAACUCCGACCCCGGCGGCGGCCCCAGUCUCGGCCCCAACCUCAGUCCCAGCCCCAGCCCCAACGCCAGCACCAGCUGCGGCUCCGCCUUCCGCUGGGACUCCAGCUUCAUCCUCAGACCCUGCGGCAGCAGCGGCUACGACUGCGGCUCCUGGCCAGACCUCGGCCUCAGCGCAAGCUCCGGCGCAGACCCCAGCGCUCGCUCUGCCUGGUCCCGCUCUCCCAGGGCCCUUCCCCGGCGGCCGCGUGGUCAGGCUGCACCCAGUCAUUUUGGCCUCCAUUGUGGACAGCUACGAGCGACGCAACGAGGGUGCUGCCCGAGUUAUCGGGACCCUGCUGGGAACGGUCGACAAACACUCAGUGGAGGUCACCAAUUGCUUUUCAGUGCCGCACAAUGAGUCAGAAGAUGAAGUGGCUGUUGACAUGGAAUUUGCUAAGAACAUGUAUGAACUACAUAAAAAAGUUUCUCCAAAUGAGCUCAUCCUGGGCUGGUAUGCUACAGGCCAUGACAUCACAGAGCACUCUGUGCUGAUCCAUGAGUACUACAGCCGGGAGGCCCCCAACCCCAUCCACCUCACUGUGGACACAAGUCUCCAGAACGGCCGCAUGAGCAUCAAAGCCUAUGUCAGCACUUUAAUGGGUGUCCCCGGGAGGACCAUGGGAGUGAUGUUCACACCUCUGACAGUGAAAUAUGCAUACUAUGACACUGAGCGAAUUGGAGUUGACCUGAUCAUGAAGACCUGCUUUAGCCCCAACCGAGUGAUUGGACUCUCAAGUGACUUGCAGCAAGUUGGAGGGGCAUCAGCUCGCAUCCAGGAUGCCCUGAGCACGGUGUUGCAAUACGCAGAGGAUGUACUGUCUGGAAAGGUGUCAGCUGACAAUACCGUGGGCCGAUUCCUGAUGAGCCUGGUUAACCAAGUACCCAAAAUAGUUCCUGAUGACUUUGAGACCAUGCUCAACAGCAACAUCAAUGACCUGCUGAUGGUGACCUACCUGGCCAACCUCACACAGUCACAGAUUGCCCUCAAUGAGAAACUUGUAAACCUGUGAAUGGGCCCCGGGCAGUGUACCUGCUGGUCUGGGUCUCAACCCCAGGACGGGUUUUUUGUGGUCUUGAGUCACACUGAGACAGUCAACUGCCUGUGAGUCUAAUAAACAUAGCCUACCUUUUGUAAGUUA